AUGAAAAGUAAUAGAGAUCAAAAAGAAAUUAAUUAUAACAAUCUUGAUAAUAUUACCGGUACUGAUAGUAUGUCAGGUAAUAUUGAUUUCGAAAACAUAAAGGGUGCUAAUGUUGGAAAUAUGAAAAUAGACACUGAUAUUGAAAAUAUGCGAAUGAAUUCUGAAAUACUACAUAUUCAAAUAAGCCAUAACAUUAAUGAGAAAGGUGAUACAGUUAACUCUGGAUAUAAUGAACCUUUUUAUAAUGAACUUUGGAUAUAA
Messenger RNA from Scutellospora calospora, 261 nucleotides. NCBI's taxonomy places the organism in Eukaryota, Fungi, Glomeromycota, Glomeromycetes, Diversisporales, Gigasporaceae. The record is from the annotation of a GenBank genome assembly.